Messenger RNA from Dinoponera quadriceps, 1795 nucleotides. RefSeq lists its product as uncharacterized. The transcript is spliced from 8 exons. The coding region runs from base 113 to 1735 and encodes 540 amino acids. The record is from RefSeq and is a predicted model, not a curated record. NCBI's taxonomy places the organism in Eukaryota, Metazoa, Arthropoda, Insecta, Hymenoptera, Formicidae.
UUGAGACGAGCAGUCCGCUGAAAUUCGCCGUGGAAGACGCUCUGCCGCGGUUUAUCCGUAUUGUUUUCCCCGAAAUUCGGCCUAAUUCGACCGAUCCGUCGAUCGAGGCACGAUGAGCACAACGCAGACCUGGUGCGUGAUCUUUGUGAUGGCCGCCGCGUGCACCUGCGGCGCGCGCACGGAGUGCAGCGAAACCGCGCAAAUUUCACUGCUGACGAGCGUGCACGAUGACCCAUCGUGCGUGAAACCGUCGACCAAGGGCGUUAUGCUCUACGAAGCCGCCGGGCUGCUUGCCGAGGCUCACAAUAACCGGACCGACGAUUUCGAGAUCGGGAUCACCGUUUUGGACACGUGCGGCAACAUAACGGGCGCUCUGAAGGCGACCAUGAAGGCUCUCGUGUGGGCGGAUAUCAACUGUUUGCAUCCACCUCAUUACUUAGGAAUUAUCGGGCCGGAUACCGCGGCCAAUGCUGAAGCGGUGCGCAAAGUGACCUCGAUACUGCAGGUACCGCACAUCGUUAAGAAGCCGUCGAUCUCGCCGUAUCUGCAUCCUCUGGCGGAGGAAUCGAAUUCCUACCUGGUGCAGGCGACCUUGAAAAUAAUAGAGACUCUAAAAUGGCGGUCCUUCAGGUUGGUGGCCAGUGUGGAUGGCGAGAACGACGAGGGCGUGCAGAAUAUCGCGAGGAAAUUGACAUCGAGCGCCAUCGCUAGGGAUUUGUGCGUCGUAGUGCAUGAUGAGGCAGAUAACACAUCGCGCGUCGUGCAUAUCGGAAAACCGGAGGUGAAGCUUCUCCGGGAGCCCGCAGACGCUACCGUGCUGAUCGUCGGCGAAGCGGGCGACACGCGGGAACGCUUAAAUCGCAUGAAUUCCAGCAACACUUUGCUGCUGCUGGAGGACUCCAGAAUUGUAAUCGACGGUUUGGAGCGGAGAGUCGAAAACUCGCGUUGGUGGACGUCCGAGAGCGGCCGAGGAAAGUACGACGCCAAGGAGUUGAGGCAAGUCAGAUGGCUCGAAGACGCCAUAGGAAUUUACACGAAAGCUCUGAAAGCUUUGUGCAAAAACAAGAGAUGCAAAAGCCAGAUAAAUCCCCUGGACUGGAAUCACGUGGUGUCGAGCGUCUUAAUGGCGCGCAACGCGGAAUCGCAGGCCGCGCCAAGGCUCCUCGAUCUGUCCGUGAAGACGAAGACGGGCGAGCUGGAGUAUCUGGGUGGUGUGAUCGUCCGCGAAGACAGGGCGACAAUUUACUGGGGCGAACGAAGCGAACUGUCGCAGGAGGAAAGCAAGAAGGAAACUGAGAUGAAUAAUGGUACAGGGGAGGACAAUUACGAAGACUUGCCGCCCGCGUUCAGGGCUCUUCUGAAUCGAGAGAACGAACCGCGAUCGAGAUGCGCCACCAUCAUCAAGGAGACCAGGUUGCACGGGAAGGACAACCAGGCGGUGCAGGUCCUCGUCUCUGGAACGGACGACAACGAGUGGUGGACAAUGGUGUGCACGGUGAGCGGUGUCGGAGUCGCGAUGUUCCUAGUGGGUAUCCUCGCUGUUUAUAUUAUCUACACGAACAUACGGGGCCCGCGUUGUCCCAAGGGUGAGGAUAAGUUGGACAGGGACACCAGCUUGCGAAGGGUGGGUAGCGAUCGGGAACUACCGGCGACUUUAAUCAGCCGUAACCAGCAAAUGUCGCGGGUGCCGCAGCGGACGGGCAGCGAGAGGAGCGUCUCCGAGAAGAGCGUCUGACGUCACAAGAACAUCGUCGGAAGUGGAUGACUUGCGUGAAUAAUAAACGAGCGAAACGUU